UAGGGACCGCAACUUUGACCUUUUAAGAAUCGCGCUCUUAUCCUCCCAAAAUACUUAAUAAGCCUACAACCUUCAACCUUCAAGUCGCAACUUCUUUUUCUUUUACGUUUAGGCUACUUUAAAGUUUGCCUGCAAGCCUUCAAAACAAUCUACUGUUUGAUAAGUCUGUUUCACCUGCGCGCAAAGCCUUACAUAAUUAUUAGAGCACCCAUUAUCCGUUCCGACAAGCAACAAGCAACCAGAAGCAUCUUUUGCUUUUCCUUCUUCCUCACGCGACAGCAUAGAUUUUUUUCGCCGGUCGACACCUAGUCUCGCGUUCCUUCUUCCUUUCUUCCCAAUACGAAGAACCGUCUGAAGUCUGCGCAAGCUCGCGUAUUUAAUAAGCUGCACGAUUGGAAGAAAGCUAUCACUUCUUACCUCUACCCUCUACCCUCUACCAUAGGAACUUCAUCACUUCGUUAGCCACAAUGCCGAUGGACAUUGAUAUCACUCGUCGCAACAAGACGCCUCGCCCCCUUACCGACGACGAGCGCGCGCGCCUCGAAGAAUACAUCGACUCGAUCCACUACUCUGCUCGCUAUUCGGACAGCGAAUACGAAUACCGUCACGUCCAAUUGCCGAAAGCCAUGUUGAAGGCCAUCCCCAAGGACUACCAUGACCCGUCUAAAGGCACACUGAAGCUUCUAUGGGAAGAUGAGUGGCGCGCGAUCGGUAUUACUCAGAGUCUAGGAUGGGAGCAUUACGAAGUCCAUGAACCAGAGCCGCACAUCCUGCUUUUCAAGCGACCUCUCAAUUAUCAAGCUCCUCAGUGAUUUUACCAGCAACGCAAAAAAAACUAGAAAAAAAAAAAAAAAAGAAAAACAAAGUGAACGCUGACCUCUCACCGCUUGGGAAAAUCGACUAUCGUUGUAAACUACUCUUGGUGCGCCCGUCCACUGCAUAGCGACAUCUGCAUUUGUUAGGGGAUAAUACUUCGCGACGAUUUAUGGCCGUUCUUAAUCAAAUCCAACUCUAUUCACUCAUCUGAUUUGGAGCUCGACCCCACCUCGGCGCAAAUGGGGCUGUUCUUCCCCGUGGACGGCGUUUAUAACAGUAAUAAGGUCAAAUCAUACGGCAGUUCUCGGCGUGGAAUACAUACGGAUGAUAAUGGUGGUUAUUGGUAUCUACUCGGAACACGAAGGGAAUCUGAGCAGCUCGGUUGUGAAGAUAACGGAUACUCUAGAAUAAUAAGGGACUAACCUAGAUUCUCUACGAGCCCGCGCUCUGUUCCUAUCGGGAUAUGAAUAGCCACACAUUGGUCAAUUACCUUUGGGUUAUUAGAGAUCCAUAGGGACUAAAUGAAUAGAGAGAGAGUAUCAUGACAUUUGAAAAGUAUUGGGAAUUGUGAUUUAAUUAAAACAAACUGUUGAAGCAUACGGCAUAAAAAAUGCUACCUAGAUCUUGGACCUGUCAACUUUAUUUACCCUUGAUGACUUUGGAUAUUUUAGCUGCACUUAAUAUAUUGAACAUACGACUAAUGCUUGCCGAGCCAAUAAGUUUGGCAUGUAUGGUGGUAAAUCA
Daldinia caldariorum is the source of this 1560-nucleotide messenger RNA. Its product is annotated as regulatory subunit of cyclin-dependent kinase. The coding region runs from base 468 to 812 and encodes 114 amino acids. Lineage: Eukaryota; Fungi; Ascomycota; Sordariomycetes; Xylariales; Hypoxylaceae. Gene Ontology annotation, biological process: regulation of mitotic cell cycle. The transcript has 4 exons. Gene Ontology annotation, molecular function: histone binding; ubiquitin binding; protein kinase binding. Gene Ontology annotation, cellular component: cyclin-dependent protein kinase holoenzyme complex; SCF ubiquitin ligase complex. The record is from RefSeq and is a predicted model, not a curated record.